Messenger RNA from Harmonia axyridis, 4368 nucleotides. RefSeq lists its product as uncharacterized. Gene Ontology annotation, molecular function: actin filament binding; metal ion binding. The transcript has 3 exons. Bases 16 to 4368 code for a protein of 1450 amino acids. The record is from RefSeq and is a predicted model, not a curated record. NCBI's taxonomy places the organism in Eukaryota, Metazoa, Arthropoda, Insecta, Coleoptera, Coccinellidae. Gene Ontology annotation, biological process: actin cytoskeleton organization. Gene Ontology annotation, cellular component: plasma membrane; cortical actin cytoskeleton; cell projection.
UCGCAGUCAAGGAAAAUGGAUCAGACAACCUUGGAUUUCUGUAAGCAAGCUUUUGAACAACUGACCAAGCAAGUGCAGGACUUUAAGACAGAAAUAAACGAAAGCAUCAAAUCGUUGAGAAAUGAAACGGAGGAUAAUUGUAAAAGAAUGAUAGAUAACACGAAAAGGUUAGAGAAUACUAGGAAUGAGGUUGAAUCGAAGGAACUGGAGGAUCAUGAAAGGAACCAGAAUAAUCAGGAAGUGUCAAAAAUGAUGGAUGCUACACCAGAUAGGAAAAAAGAGCGUUUGCAAAUGACGAAAGCCAGAAGACUGAAACUGAAAGAAUACAGGGCCUUUCAGGAAUUCCUGAAGAAUGUUUGCAGCGUGAAGAUCUGGUUGAAACAAAAGCUUCAUAUAGCGGCAGAUGAGAGCUAUAGGGAACCUCUUAACCUGGAAAGUGAAAUCCAGAAGAAUUCUUCAUUCGAGGAAGAGGUUAUGGACAGCGAUGAAAGAGUGCAAAGCGUAAUAAACGAGGGACAAGAGUUACUACAUUCGAAUCACUAUGCCAAAGAUGAAAUAGUCAUAAGGCUGGAAGAAAUCAAAGAGGAUUGGAAGAGACUGUUGGAACUAAAGCAGAUCAAACGGGAAAAGCUGAACGAGGCAUAUCAAGCACUGCUCUUCAGGAGGUCCGUCGAAGAGUUUGAGGUUUGGCUAGGUGAAGUCGAGAUUCAAGUUAGUAACGAUUUCGGAAAAUACUUGGCUUCAGACAACAACAUCCUAAGAUGCCAUCCCGCUUUGGAAAAUGACUACCAACAGCACCUAGAGAACUACGAGAGCAUCAACGAGAUAGAUGAGGAGGUACAGUGGUUGAGCGACAGGAAAUCGCUGGCAGCGUCUUUGGACCUGGGUAUCAGUCUUACCGCGGUCCAGAGCUUACAGAAAAAGUAUCGGACGCUGGAGGUCGAGCUGAACUCGAGGGAACACAUCGUGAAAAGUUCGAUGGAUAGGGCGGUCAACAUGAUGAGAUCCGGUCAUGAGUUCUUCAAUGAUAUCAGCGAGAAGGUGAAGGAAUUGGAGAAUCGAUUCAUGAUGGUGAGGGAUAUGGCCAGUCUGAAGAUGUUGAGGUUGCAAGAUGCCCUUGAAUCGGAAAAGUUUCACGAGGAGAGUUCAGAAGCUGAGGCCUGGAUUGAUGACAAGUUGUUGGCUCUGGCAACAAGUGAGGUUGUUAGAGAUGAGAUUUCCAUUCAGAUGUUGCAGGGAGAGCUGAGUUUAAUAACUGCUGAAGUUGAAGAUUACCAGGAAAUGAUCGAUAAAUUAUCUCAGAGGUGUAGCAAUCUUGUGGAAAGGGAGCACUACGAUGCAGAUAACAUCAAGAAAAGAGAGGAAGAAAUAGUGCAAGAGUUCAAGAAGUUACGUCAGCUAGUGGCUCAGAGGGAAGUUUCCCUCUCCGAAGCCUUCCAGUAUUUCGGGUUCCUCCAAGAGUGCACCAAGCUCCAAGAAUGGAUCAAGGACCAGAUGACCAAGUCCAAAAUUGAAAAGCAUGGAGUUGAUGUCGAGCAUGUGGAACUUCUAAUUCAUGCCUUCGACACUUUUUACGCCCGUAUAAUGAAUAGCGAGGCAAGGCUCCAUUCAUGUUUAGUUAGCGGAAAUGCUCUGAUUGAUGCUGAAUGUAGCUACAGUGCCAAGAUCCAGGAGAAGAUGAUUGAGGUCCAGACUCUUUUGGAGCUAGUAAACGGUCCGAAUGAACUCUUGGUUAGAGCAAAACAGGUGCAUAUGUUCGAUAGAAGAGCUGAAGAAAUAAUCUCUUGGAUAAGCGAGAAAGAGGUUGACUUGUGCUACGAUACCAAUAGUCAAGACUCGGAAAGUAACCAAGAUUUGCUCAGAAAACCUCUGACUUUCGAAGGCGAGUUGGAAGUGAUCGAGGACAAGGCGAACUUUAGAGAGCAAGUGGCCAAGAAACUUGUCGAGGAAUUCCCAGAAACCAAUGAGCACAUUGAUAGCAAGAGGGAAGAUACGCUCGAAGCUUACAAAUAUCUUGUUGUGUGCGCAGAGAGGAAGAAAUAUAACUUGCAGCAAUUGGAACCAUCCCGAGGUUAUAUUAACCAAGACAUUGCCGAGAAGUUCAAAAUCCUGAAGCUUGGAUUAGGGACUUGGAAGAAGCGAAAGGAUAUCUGCGAUCAGAACCUGGACGUUCAGUUAUUCAAGAAGCAGGUGUCCGUAUUCGUGAAUUGGCUGAUAACGAGGGACGACGCUCUCAAGGAAGAGAAACUGGAAGAUCUGAUCGGGAGGUAUUGCGACUUUGAGGAGAGGAUCAAAGUUCGAGAGAAGGCUGUUAGGUAUUAUUCCUGUGAACAAGGAAAUUGCAGAAACGGAGAAUCCUGUAGAUUUAGCCACCGUGCCAGAUAUGUUCAGGGACUGAACAUCCUAGGAAGGGGGCAGUGUAACGAAUUCGCAAGCCCUACGCCACUGCCUCUUUCUAAAAGGUACCGGAAGCACCGAGAGCUCGAUAGAAAGAUCAAGACGCUUCUAGAGAGAGAUGCCAGCGGUGCGACAGAAGCGGCGGAAACAAAAAAGAAAGGGAAAGGACAGAUACAAUAUCAAGUCUACAUAUUAGUGUACAGCGGUGUCGAUAGACAUGAGCGAACUAAGGAGGGCGUAGCUUUGUUAGUACAUAAUAAGCACAAGCUGAAUAUAGACCGAUGUCAGUACAUAUCAUCCCGUAUAAUUGUUGUCACGAUACACAUGGAAAACCAGAAGAGAAUGAAUAUAAUAUCAGUGUAUGCACCAGAGGACAAUAAACCCAAAAAGGGGAGAGAAAACUCCCCUUUUUGGGACGCAAAUGAGGCGAUGAUCGUUCUAGGAGACUGCAAUGCACGCAUCGGAAGUGAAAUCAUACCAGGAAUAAAACAGCGAUUUAAUGAGGAGGUGAUUAAUAGCAAUGGAGAACUCCUGAUAAAUUUGUGCGCAUUGAGCGAGUUAAGAAUAAAUAACACCUUCUUUCAUCAUAAAGCCCAGCACAAGUAUACGUUCGAAAAUUCAAGAGGGCAGAGAUCGACCAUUGACUAUAUAUUGAGCAACAGGCACAUACAUCCUGCUCAGGUAAGAGACGUCAGAACUUUGAAUUCAGCUAAUGUCAAUAGUGAUCACAGGCUACUGAUGGGAAAAGUUAAACUAAAGUUACCCCUAAAACGAAACAACAAAAACAGAAAAGAACAAAAACUGAACGUAGAAUCCCUGUGGCACGACUCCACAAGAGUUUUAUACCAACGAAGACUACAGGAAAAAAUAGAAACAAACCCAAUAGAUUCGAGAGACGAUGUCGAUGUUUGUUGGCAAAAGUUGAAGACCAACAUUGAAGAAGCUGUGAAUGAGGUACUUGGCAAACGCAUGAUAAAUAUGGACAAGGGAAUUAAUAGAACCCCCUGGUUUACCGAUGAAAUCAAAAAGAAGUGCAGUGAAAAGAAGCAAGUGUAUCUGAAAUAUCGAGCACAGAGAACUCCAGAAUCAUAUGAACAGUACAAAACAAUCCGUAACGAAACAAACUCGCUCAUAAGAUCAGCUAAAAACAGCCACUGGGAAAAGUUCUCCAAAAGAAUGGAGAGUGACUUUUAUGGACUGCAAAAACAGAUGUGGCGAUUGAUAAGAACCCAGAGAAAGGAAAUAAAUGAAUUAACUGAGCCUAAGCACAUAUCAAAGGAGACCUGGACUAAAUAUCUGGAAACACUCUAUAAAAAAGAAGAAGAUAACAUCGAACGCAAUAACACACCAGCAAUAGUCACCAGUGACAGUGUCAGUGUGGAGAACACAGACGUAGAAUUGGCACUCCGACAACUGAGGAAUAGAAAAAGCCCCGGAUUAGAUGGCAUUCCAAAUGAAUUGCUUAAGUAUGGGGGGCAGCAUCUGGUUGAACAGUUGACCUUGCUAACUAAGGCCAUCUUCUACCACCACAGAAUACCGGAACAAUGGCGAACAAGUAUCGCCGUCCUCAUGUUUAAAAAGGGAGACAAGAAAAAACCAGAGAAUUACAGGGGUAUAAAUCUACUCAGUACAACCUUGAAAUUAAUAACUAAAAUAAUCACCAAUAAGAUUAACAAUAUUAUUUUCCUAUCCGAUGAACAACAAGGCUUCAGAUCAGGAAGAUCAUGCAAAGAUGCAGUAUUUGUUAUGAGACAAAUCGUUGAGAAAUCCAUUCAGUAUAACAGGCCUGCAUAUAUGUGUUUCGUAGAUCUUCAGAAAGCAUUCGAUCGAGUUCAAAUACAAGAUGUCGUACACCUACUCUACCAAAGUCAAAUACCGCACAACUUAAUUAAAGUAAUUGAAGAUAUAUAUAGCUCCAACAAAAUACAGGCUAAAAUCGAUGGAGAACUCACCAGACCUAUACCGAUAUAG